ACUCGUGACAAGUCACGAGAUAACGCUCAUCUCUAGCAGCUUUGAGCAAAAUUAGUAUCUUGUAUUGGUCAAACACAGACAAACUCGCGAAGGUCUCUUUGUUGUCGUUUCUCGCAAUGAUUUAGGAUUACAUAUUCAGUGUUUUAAGCUAAGCAUAAAGUCUCUCCCAUCGCUGGACAUGGAUAUCCUGGACAUCGAUGAGGCACUAAAGGAUGAUUCAUAUAUAUUUCUGGCGGACAAGACCCACGAUGAUGUCUCCAACAUACUGCAGCAGUGGAAAUCGAAUAAUCAGACGCAGCCGCUGCAACUGCAUCCACAGUUACCGUACAACAACGAGGCCUACAAACACAACUCGAAGACCUUCACCCGCCCCAAGCGUCGCAACCUUGAUUUCAGCCAAAAUGGAGCAGGAAUGGACUCUGGAGCAGUUGCCGGCACUCCGCCUGGAAUGCUCCAACUGGAAAUUGGCGGCCUGGUCACCACAAAUAUGCACAAAUCCUUCCUGCAGGACACCUCUCCGCCGUCUUCCAUUUGCUCCUCCAUGAACACGGAACGGAUGAACAAUUCGCUGAUCACCUCUGCCGACUUUACGAACCUCAACUUUCUCCAGUCCACAAUUGGACUGGAGCAGGAGCCGAGUCUGACCACAACGCUGACCAACAACCAGACGGCGGUAGACAACAACACGGGCUACACACUCAGCGACAUGAUCAGAGACCGCAAGGCGCUGGAAUCACUGACCAUGUGCGAGGACGAUGGCACUUUGAUUAAGGACUCGCACAUCGGGCAGAUCGAUGAGAUAUCGCUGACGCUGAGCAAGACCGCCUCCGGCUGCAGCACCAUGGACAACAGCACGGACAGCAUGUCCAAUCCCUUGCCCGCAGCAGAUCGAACAAUGCCUGUGGUUUUGCCUCCAUCAGUUUGUCCCGCCCUGCACCGCACCCUAAUCCUGAGCGAGGAGAUGAUUGGCGACACAACCUUUAAUUUGGUGGACAGCCUGACCGCCUCCAUUCUGCCAUCAGAUGCGGAUCGAUCCCUGCCCAUUGAUGGGAAUGCCACUUUCAAGAGGCCCGCGGCAGCAGAUGAAACGCAGGUUUUGGCGGCUCGGCAGAUGAACACCACCUAUACCGAGGGCUGUGAUACGCCGGAGGCGCGUUGUGAAACGCCUGAGAAUGUUGAUCGUAAGCUGCCCUUACUCACCAUGGAAUCAACGCCGCUGACCACCAACUUGCGCUCCCAUUUCCACCCCAACAACAACAAUAAUAAUAAUAAGCCAGGUGCUUACACGCCGACGGUAAAGGGGCAUGUGGACAUGAACCUGUCACCGAUUGUGAGCACCACCCCGCAGAGGGCAAUGCAGGGACACGGACGGCAACACAAUAACACCUUCGAGCCGCCAGCUAGGGCAGGAGUAGGAGCCGAAGCCGCAGCGGGGGAGGGAGCUCCCUUUAACGGCGAGAAGUUCGUGCUGGAUACCAUGGAACUUCUAGAGCAGAUCGAACAGCCGCUGGAUGGCACUUACAGUUUGCAAAUGUCCGAGCAGCACAAGCAGAUGCAGUGCGUCAUGGACUUGGCCGAGGCCGAGGUGGAGAUGCUGGCCCAGCAGGGCGAUGAGGAGCAGUUCGAGCACAUGUUGGCGGAACUGGGCAAAGUUAAUACCCUAAGCGAGCACCAGCUGAAGAUGCAAAAGUCCCUGGACACUAUCAGGCGGCGUUUUCAUCGGGACGAUCCAACGGAGCCCGAGGAAGGGGAACGUGAACGGGAACUAGAGGAGCAGCAUCAACAUCAGUCGCCAGCCGAGAAAGUGGACACACCGCCGCUCAACCAGAGCCAUCUAAGUACUAGUAACAACAGCAGUACCAGCGGUGAGCGUCUUCUUAGUCGUCGCAGUCGGCUCUACGACGAUGUCAACCUGAGCGCCAUGCACGGCAGCAAUGGCAGCAAUGCCAGCUGCAAUUCGGCCUCGUUUAUUGUUCAGCGGAGAGAGGCGCCUGCGGUCGAAGCUCAGUUCGAUACAGCGGAAGAACCGACGAAGCCUCAGGCUUCCGCAGACACGGAUCCUUCCACCUACAAGCUGGCAGAGCGAAGGGAACGUGACCGCGAGCGCUUCAAGACCAUAAAGAUUUCGAAAGAGAUGCGCCUGCAGCCAGAGAUUAUAGUGCCUUGUAUAGACGAUGAACUGCAGCAACAGCAAACGGAGAUGGAGGAGCAGGAAGAAGUGCAGCUGGAACAGGAGCAGGUUGAACCUCCACAGCGGCAAGGCUCGCCGCCAGGUCGACUGUCGCGUCGCGAUCAGAACUCGGUCUUUAACAACAACAAUGUUGGGAGCAACUAUUUGACCUACAAGAAACCCAAGGAGAAGACCCUGCUCCAACGAAGACCCAUGCUUCAACAGGAAGCCACAGAGGAGAUACCAGCCCCCGCCCCCGCGCCCACUCUUCCCCAGCCACGAUCCCUCUCCCGACCGCGUUACAUAAGUGGCCUCCAAAAGUUUUCUACGGUAAGCAAAGCCACUUCAGCCGGUGCUGGUCUGAACGCCACUCCCUCCAAUGCAAUGCCCAUCACUGUGGCAGCGCCACCGGCUAGCGGCAGCGGUGAGCUGAAGAGUCCCAUGGGAAUCAAGUCCAAAUCGUUUCACAACCUGUCCUCCACAUUGAGCGGUGGAUCGGUAGCAGGAGUUGGAGCGCUGCCAAGACCUAGUUUGGGAGGUGGUGGCCUGCGACGACCUGGUGGGCAGCCUAGCAAGCUGAUGAGCGGACUGCGGGGACCAAUGCAGCCUCAAGAGGACGACUCGGUUUUCAAGGUGCCCAAGUUGGUCAGUGGUCUGCGUGCCCCUGGUCUGGCUGGUGCUAAACGUGUGGGAGCCAAUGGCCUGACUCGCCCUUCGUCUGGGUACUACAGCCUGAGCGUUAAGGCAGCACCCGAGGCGGAAACUCCAGAGAGCCUGUCCUCUGCCUCCUCGCGCGGAAGUCUGUAUGGGCACAGCAAGGAGAACACCAGUAGAUCAACGUCUAAUGUUCCUCAGCCCUCCUCCUUCGACACACAGGCGCUCACCUCCAAGCUGACACAGGUAACAACGGGGGCCACCGGCAUACCGAAGCCCUCGGGUCUACGUCCGCCCUCGCAGAUGAAGCGCAGCGGCCUGCCGCGCCCCUCCAGCAUUGUUAGGCGCUGAGAGCGCCUCAGAUCCGAACCGCAUUUCCAUGACCAUUCAUGUAUCCCAUCCCUUUUAUAUUCUGUGUUUCGCUCUUUUGUGUAUUUGCCUAGUGAUUUUCGAGACACUAGCAUUUAUGUUUAUUAAUUAAUAUAACGAGAAAUUAUGCAUUUAGUUUAUCAAACUGAGAACUUGGCUCACUCACAGAACCCAUAAACCUUACAUAGCUAGACAUUAAUAGAAAAAAAUAAACAUAAACACGAACUUUGCCUUACGAAUCAUAAAGAAAAAGAGAAGAGGAUUGAGAAUGAGAUUGAUAAUUCAAGCGAUAAAUGAUUGAUAGCUGUAUAUUUUUGUAAAAGCAAUGCAAAAAUUCUACGAACGUUAUGAAGUCUAAGCCAAUCGAAUAAAUUCUAGCAACUGAAAUAAAUAUAUACCAUAAGACCCUGCUCAGUGGCCCCACACAAGGGCCGCAACAAAAAGAAAACCAAACAAAAAAUUGAUGAUAAUAACCUAUAAGAGUAUUGAACGAACUUACAUUAUUAUAUUAUCGCAUAUAUACAUAUAAAAUACAACAAAACUAAAUGAUAGCAAUAUGUAUUGUCUUAUCAGAAGGUCUGCAACCUGUUUAUAUUUUCUAUAUCAUCAUCUCCAGAUCUAAAAAUCAUUCGAAAUUGUACAAGGUGCAGAAGCAACCAACUAUUAACCUUGCUUCACUUUGGCUCCCCUUGAGUGCUAUAUAAGUAUAUAAUAAAUAAAUACUUGUGAACCCACUUUCAGUUCUUAGUUAUGUUUGAGUUGCCAAAACGAAAAACUUCUUAAUAAAACUACAUACAUUAUAAACCUCAA
This is a messenger RNA of Drosophila kikkawai, 4003 nucleotides long. RefSeq names its product short spindle 2. Gene Ontology annotation, biological process: poly(A)+ mRNA export from nucleus. Gene Ontology annotation, cellular component: nucleus. Gene Ontology annotation, molecular function: protein binding; RNA binding. Lineage: Eukaryota; Metazoa; Arthropoda; Insecta; Diptera; Drosophilidae. The record is from RefSeq and is a predicted model, not a curated record.